Molecule: messenger RNA, 726 nt
Organism: Necator americanus (New World hookworm)
Lineage: Eukaryota; Metazoa; Nematoda; Chromadorea; Rhabditida; Ancylostomatidae
Exons: 7
Coding region: 1-726 (241 amino acids)
Source: RefSeq, a predicted model, not a curated record
AUGUGGAUCGGAAGCUUUUCCACAGCGUUCAUCCAUCUCAAAUUUAUAGAAGAUCACUGCAUGCGAGCACUGCUCUUCGCAGCAGUAGUUUCUACAUGGCUCGGAAAUCGUACAGCCAGAAUCCGCACACCACUGCAUCGUCCGUUCACAUGGAAGCAUCUUCUGUUCUGGACGUCUUUGUUUGGUCUUUUGUUAGGUGUCAUUGCUGUUGGUGCGACUUGUCAUAUCUUUCAUAAACAAGUGUCAGCCACUGUACCUGGUCAGUCAACUGUAACUACCUCAGUUGGUUCUCUACUUUAUGAUCGUUUCAUGAACCAAGAGCGUGCACAUAUGUUUUUCAAAGACACACCGACUCUUACGUACAGUCUUCACUCGUCAACCGAUUUGAGAAACGUAUGGUGGGAAUCAGAUCUAGUGGGGAAAGCUCCAGCAUGGGCCGACAUGGCAGCGGUGUUUAUCGUCGAUUUGAUGUACCAGGAAAUGCGAGUGCUAGAAAAUCGUAGCAAAAUUGAGCCAUUGAAAUGGGCGCUUUGGAGAAUGUAUCUCAUAAAUAAAUUCGACGUACCUGCCUUUAUUUCACAUACAGAACUGCGUAAUAUCUGUGCCAAAUGGGUGAAAGAACAGGCAACCAUACGAGGGAAGAGAGAUCCAUCAGAACGCGGCAAAGGAGCACGGGAUUACCGUUUCUUGGGGACAGCAAGGGCGUGUGAUGUUACUGGCAAGUAG